AAAAAAUGCGAUUUCUAGGCUUUUAGACAUCUUCUUUGGACAUUUUAGGGCCUCAAAUUAGCUCGUCAGUUUGUGUUUUGUAUGUGUACUAUCAUACCUUAUAUUAAUUUGCAGACCACAUUAUGUACACUGAUCAUUUUUAUACCGUAAUAUACUGAGUUUUUCAAUUAGAGGCCCAAACCAACUUGAAUUUGCAAUGAAGAGGAACAAUAGCAGCCAGACCAAACUUAAAUGUGCUUGUAGUUAGAUAAGAGUUAUCCUCAAAAGUUUUUACACUCGAUAAAAACUUUCAUUGCGCUGUAGCAGAAGCUUAUGACACGGCGAGCUGACCUCUUGAGGUCAACUCAGCCAUAAGCAAGCCCGCACUGUCCAAUCACAAAGCUCCUCUCGCCCCUGAACGUCCGGGUCUCUGACCAAUCAGAGAGCCUAGCGCGGACUCAGAGGGGGACAGCGAGUACAGAUAAAAUGUUUGACUUCCAUCAAGUCUCCCAAAACAUCCUCUCAGUCCUCACAGGAAUGUCAUCGACCUGCACUUUGAUUUCAACUCUCAUCUCAGCUCAGUCUCACCUCUGGAUACACCUCAACAACAACAACUAACAACGAAUAACUCCUCUGAGGAGUCAACCUGUUAGCCUAACUCGAAGAAACGCAGAGACAGCGUGGCGAGAUCUCCCAACAAUCAACAGUUAUUUCGUGGGAUUACAAGGGACAAGAAAGAGGGGCAGCUGUGUUGGGAACUCUUACCUGACAGAGGGUCAGGGAUCAUGACAGCGUUAGCAGGAGGUUUACCGAGAAUGAUGAGACCGACUCCUCACCAGAACUAUCCCCGGGGAGGAUACUCUCUGGAAGGUAGGACACACACACACACACUCUCUCUCUCUCUCUCCCUCUCUUUUACACUCACACACACCAGUUGCUGCUGGAAAGUCGAAUAAAAACUUUUACACAAUGCAGAAAAAGUGACUUAAAACUUUAAAUUACGCAUCAGCCUAUUAUGCCUACUGACAAGUUUAUUCUUAUUUUAGAUUUUAUUAAAGGAAAAAGAAGAAGAAAAUCACAUCCUGCGUUCAGUUUACAUUUCUAUAUUUAAUGUUUUUAUUUUAUUGUGAACAUAAUUUUGUUCAUUUCAUAUCCAAUAACAUUUAAGAGGCCCGUAUUACUUCAUAACUUGAUAACUUUGAACAGGUUUUUACUAUUUAUGGUUUAUUUGCAAGAAUACCAAUAUCAUUAUGAUUGGAGGGACCAUUUGGAUAAUAAUCUGGUUUUCUAGUUUCGUUAUUAAAACAAUUGUAUUGAUUUUUACAGAAUCAUAAACUUCAAUUGGAUAAUAAUAAGUAAUAUCUAUUUGAACUCUUAGGAUCUUUGUGAACCCAGAAAAUAUCCAGACUUUUUCCUACAGUAUUUGAAAUGCAAAGUCUAUUAAAAUACAAGAACAAAAAAAAAAUCAAAAUUUCUGUCAUCCACUUUGGCUCUACACUAACUGAUAUGUCCCACGCACUGCUGCUUGCCCAGUGUCCACUCCGUUAGGACAGGGUCGUGUCAACCAGCUCGGUGGAGUCUUCAUAAACGGCAGACCUCUUCCCAACCACAUCCGACAUAAAAUCGUGGAGAUGGCCCAUCACGGUGUCCGUCCGUGCGUUAUCUCCCGCCAGCUGCGAGUGUCCCACGGCUGCGUGUCCAAAAUCCUCUGUCGGUACCAGGAGACAGGCUCCAUCAGGCCGGGGGCUAUCGGAGGAAGCAAGCCAAAGGUGAGAGAAAAAGUGACAUUAGAUGUUUCAUAAAAAAACAAAAAAAUGGGAUUCAGCAAAAGAGUGAAGAUACGAGAUUAAAUUUGUGAAGAUUUAUUUUUAACUCACAGAAAAUGAAACUUUCAAGGAUGGAGAAACAUCACUUUAAUUUUGGCUGAUUGUUCUACAAGUUUGUGAUCCUUAAGCUUUGAGACAUUUGUGAAAAAAUAUUUUGGAAAUUAACAUCUUUAACUUUAACCUGUCCUCUGUGUCGUCUUUUAUCUAUGCAACAAUUUGUUUAGGAGGCCGAGAAAUCAUAAACUGACUCUUCUCCUUUCUCUUUUCCCUCCUCUCACCAAAGCAAACUUCUUCUCCAGAGGUGGACAAGAAAAUCGAAGAGUACAAGAGAGAGAACCCGGGCAUGUUCAGCUGGGAGAUCAGGGACAAAUUAUUGAAAGAUGGAAUCUGCGACAGGAACAACGUGCCCUCAGGUGGGUAGAACUUUCUGGGCCUUUUUAAUGAAGCCUAAAUACUAACAACAGUUUAAUCAAAAACACACAUUUGGCACAAGGUGAUAUACAUUUUUAAAUUAGUAAACUUUAUUUGGUUGUGCCAUCUAUAUACUUUUCUAUGAUUGUGAUUUAAGGACACAAACAAGACAUCUCGUGUAUUUUUCUGUUACUUCUGUUCAUCAAAAUGAAUUAAAAAUAUGUUUCUUCUGUCUUUUUUAUACAAAGUGAGCGCCAUCAGUCGCAUCAUGCGCUCUAAAUUCGGCGGACUUGGUGAUGAUGAAGAAGAUGAUGAGGAGGUGGUGAAGAGGGAGAUAGAGGAGAGCGAGCCACGGACGAAACACAGCAUCGAUGGCAUUCUGGGAGACAGAUGUAAGUCAAUAUUUUAUAAAAACACACUCACACAAAAAAGUUGCUUUUAAAAAAUUGCUGCUCAAAAUAAGUGACAAGAAUGAUGGUUGAAAAACUAAAUUUUACAACAAUUAUGAUAAUAAAAAUAAUGAUAACUCCUACGAUUACGCGUUCCUUUAAACGAUACAAACGCAAAUAAAUCAUUUCAACACUUCUUUUUUAUAGGCUUCUACUGACAGCAUAGUUAAAGAAAUGUAAGCCUCGUGUAUAAAGCGCAUGCGUAAAGGCUUCUGCCGUUUAACAAGUCCGCAGUGAUUUUUUAUAAUAUGGAUAAGCAAACAUUUGUCUACCUUCCAAGCCUGAGAAACUUUGUUUUUACGCACAAUCGGACACUUGAGGAUGAACUUCAGCGGACAAAGCAGGGAGAGUCCAUUGAAAAUCACACCUCAGUUUGAGGAGCACAAAAGCUAAACUCCAGUUAUAGCGGCUCAGUGGUGUACAAAAAGACGCCAGCGCCUUUCAAAACGGGCAAAGAAAGGGAAAAGAAAAAGUGCGCUGACAAAAGGCCGAGAGAAGACAUUGUGAACCCGCAAUGAGCGAUGAAUUAUUCAGGGACACCAAUGGGCCCAGAGCGACCUGGUUUAUAGACUACUCAAAAAAGUGUCAAAAAUUGGUUUAUUUUUCUCCCCCAUGCGUUUACAGUUGAUCAUUCAGAUAACGCCACGGUUAAAAAGCACAUUUUUAUGCAAACACCUGUUGAUUUACGACCUGUUGGGUUGUGAGGGGAGAAGAAAAGUAGAGGGUUGCUGUUGGAGACAUACAGCACUCUGGAGUUAAUAAUUGACUUCUACAAAGAGUUGGAGUGUUUCGGAAAUGUCAUACGCGUAGAUUUAUUCCUUUCAUUUGAAGUUGAAGUAGUUUGGUUUGGUUUUGAUUUUACAACUCCCUCGUUGGAUACAUGUUUUUAAAAAAAAUCUAGUUAACGCGUUUAAAUGCUCAGGAAAGGCGUAUGAAUUUUUUUGCCCAAGUGUGUAAAAAAUCACGUCAAGCCUUGCGUAAUCGAAUAGAACGGUGCCGUUACUUUUACGCACGGAGCUUUUGUGGACAGUCUUUGCGCAUGCGAGCGUGACGCCUCCAGCCAGUGAACGCAGGCAAACCCUUCUCUCUCCCCUUCUUCUCUUCACUAGAUUAAAUCCAAACCUUUUCUUUCGCUCCACUUUCAUCUCAGACAAAAGUCCGCCCCUUUCCUCUCCGCCCAGGGCGCACACAUGAAUGCGAUAUCUGCGGGCACUUCCCUCUCCUUCUCCUAGGCCCAGACACAGAUUUCAAGAGUAUUUCUGCAAAAUAAUGAUUACAAAAUUAUGACUAAACUGCAUUACGGAUAAAUUUGUUGGAGUCAGUCUGGUUGAUAAAUAAAUUAGUGUAAAACAUCACUUCUUGAGUGAAUCAAAUUUCUACUUUUACUACUGGCUUUAAACUUUUACAUUCUGUUUAAAAACAACAUAAUGAACAUUUCUCUGGAUGAAACUCUCAGGAAACAUUCAAGAGUAUAAGAAGACAACUCCUGUGACAUCUUGACUUUGUGCACCUUGAUGAUAGUAUAAUAUUAUUUAAGCAAACAAAUAACAUUAGUUUUUCUUUAACAUCAAAUAGGUGACAUCCUAUAUGCAAACAGCUCUGAGGGAACUUUCCCCCAUUGAUAUACAGGACGCCACUAUUUCAUUCUUGUGUCUCUUUGUGGAAGUAGUUGUUGUUUUUCUCUUUUAUAGCUCUUCAUUAGAAUGUGAAAGGGCUGCUUCAGGGACUGAGAGAGUGUCUUCUGGCCAAAUAUUGAUUAAGUAGGUGUUUGCAGAGGCUAUUGUUGCGCUGGAGAGAGGCCUGUUGCUCUCUGCCCCUUUCUCCUCUACCACUAUUGUUGGCUUUCCUUAAGUGCUGAGAUCAAAGCUGACUCAUUUAGAUUUAUUUGUCUGGGAAAAGGAACUGCUAAGGUUUGUGGGAUAAAGUAAACUGGGCAGCCUCAGGUCUGCAUGGCAUUAGCAAGUGGCUGGAGAAUUGUGGGAAAGAGAUGUUUGCGAGGGAUAAAUCUGAUGCUACGUUGUUUGCAUCCCCUUUCAUCGUUGAGUUGUGGUGUUGAAUAGGGUGCAAAAUUUAGAUAGCAUACAUAAACAAGCUGCUUUCAUGUGCGUUAUCACAUUUGUCCAAAAAGGAGAGACAAUCCAACACAACCAACCCGUACAAAUUACUCUUAAUUGUAAAAGCGGUGCAAAAAUUAUGUUUUUGCCAAAAAGUGGCUGUGAAAUAAUUGAUUGCAUCCUUCUCCGUCUUUAUUAAUGUUAGCUCUUUAGCCUCAUUUAACUAAUUAAAGUAACCAAAGUCAUAAAAGACGAGCAGCCACUCUUGCAGGAUUCAUUUAUGGCAGUGGGGGUGAGGAGGGAAAAAAAGACGGAGGAGAAAAAGAAAAGCUCAGAAAUACAAACAGUCAAAGGGAUAACUUUUCUUUAAAGGGAGUCCUGCAGUGCCAAAUUGAAUGAGGCCAGUUCUUUCAAAUGUGCCAUGGUGAACGCAGUCAACAUGUAAUAAUUGGUCUCAUUGAGGUGCAUUCCAACAAUCUGCUGCCAUUCUCCUGCCUCCAUUGUCUGCAGGCAGGCAAAUAGCCAGGGGGACAGGAGGAAUCAAGUGCUGACAAAACAUAAAAGAUUUAGCUGCUUUUGUCAGAGGAGCUGAGUGGGACUUUGUUUGUGUAAAUAAAGUGGGUUACUGGCUCCCUGUGACUUUGGCAUGAGGGAAAUUUAAGGAGCGAAGAGGGCGGACGGAUCAAAACUUUGAAGCGCCCCUAAAAUAAGGGAACAAACUUUUUUUUUUUUUUUUUUUUUUUUGCUCAAAAGUUACUGAAGGAAAGCAAACGACCACAAACAACCAUCUGAUCCAAUUUGAAAGUUCAAGACCCAUAUCCUCUGGAGAAAUUUAAGAACACAAACUCUUACUUCCCUCUCUCUCGUGGCAGAAGAAACUGAUCAGCAUGUCAAUGACCCAUAACUGUACACUCAGAGAAGUAGAUGUUGAAUUUUUCUGUCUUUUUUUUUUUUUGCAUUUCCACAGAGAGUGAGUUAAAUAUUGGAGGUUUAAUAUUGUUGAGUAUUGAGGGUUUAAAGGAAACCAAAACAAGAGACAGAAGGUCUCAAUGUGCAACUCGAGGAAUGUCUGCUGUAGCCACAUUUCCAUUUUUCUCUCAGGGCUGGAUAAUGGCAAAUUUAUAAGUGGGCCUCACUCCGCGUUAGCCUCUGUUAAUGGUGUUUAUAAUGCUAGUUUAACAUGGUGAGGGAAAGUGGACUAAAGUUGAGGAUAUUUUUGCUGUAGAGCAGCGUAGAUAGAUAGUUAAAUAUAAAAGUAAAUAGACUUUUCUCAACACUUUUAUGUUCCAUGCCGGCCGGUUUCUAAAGUCUCCCUCAUCCUCAAAAAAAGAAAGAAAAAAUCCACACUGGCUGAUCUGCAACUGAAUACCGACUCUAUGCUUCAUUAAAGCCUCUUUCUCUGUUGGCACCCGCAUUGUGAUCCCCCAAUAUUAAUUCAAAGGACAAUUAAUGAAUGCAGGCCAACUUUGAAGUAAUAGUCCAGGGUCCUGCCCCGAGCCGGCCCCUCUCCGCUGAUGUACUCUCCACAUUCUCACUGCUAACCCCAGAGACACAGUGAAGUGAGUGAAAGAGAGGCAGCAAGCAAUGGAAGGUCAAGGAGAGGAGCCCCGGCAGAAAAAGAACUCUCUAUUUCCUUGGAAGUAUUAGCCAAGCAAAACUCUGUGAUGGGGAGGAUAAAGGAGUGAGGAGAGAAAAGGGUCGGGGGUGAGGGGGCUCUGCAAAGAGGAGCACAAUGGGAUAGUUAAUUGAGUAAAGCCAGACAGCGUUGUCAAUCACUUAACUUUGUGUAGCCUCACUUUUUGUGGAGCUGUUUCGUCCGGCACAUUGCACAUUAUGGACAUGCCAGCACUACUCUGUUGCUGUUUUGAUUAAUGUCUUUUUCCUCUCGCUGAAAUGAAAGUGUACCUAAAAAAAAAGGACAAAAACGCGCUCAGAGGUAAAUCUACAUUUUUCUAAAACUUGUAAACUGGUUUUUAAAGGGUGUUAAAAUGGGGUUAAAAAAAAAAACUCCUGUUGGAAUGUGAUGAUGGUUUCUCUCUCUGUUUGAGUGCCUGUGAAGUUUUGUUGCAGGGUUUGCGGUGUGCCCGUUAUUCUCGCUGCAGUGCUAUGCAGUAGCUGUGAAAAGGUCAGGGGGGCUAACCUGGGGUCAGUUGACUGUUAAAACUAUCAGGCCCCGGGAAGAAGAGGUUACAAUAAUGUUUAGGGAAAGAUGACAAAUGACUGACUCUAAUAUCUCACCAGGGAGUCCAAAAAAAAACCCUGUUAUUUAAAGAGAGAGUGUGCUGGUCACUCUGAUUGGUAUAGCCCAGCUUAAAUAUUUUUCUCCUGAAGUGGAUCUCUGCUUGUUGCUCUCCAUUUGACUGGAACGUGCAGCAGACCGGCCUGUUGCUUCGUCCCAGCGUGGGCUCAUUGCCGUUGCUUUGUCCUUGCCCCGAGGGUGGAAAUGCCACCGUGAAACUGUCACCUUACCGCACCCCGGUGGAACUAAAUAAUAACCACUGCACACUGGGCACCCAUAAUAGCCAUGAAGGGCCAUUUGUGCUUUUUUGUCACUCCACCAAUAUUAGACAGAGAUACAUCUUUCAAAGUCAUAUUGCCGGCCAUUUCUUUGUCCGUUAAGUGCCAACCUCCUGCGCUUAUUCACUCCAACUUUUCCAUCCAUCCUGUCAUUGGCUCCCUCUCUUUUUCUCUCUCUCUCUUACUCUUUCUGCCCCCCUUUUUUCCCAGGCAGCUGCUGGUUCCUGGGGGCUCUUUAGCAAGUCAAGUGAGCAACCCACUCACUCCCAUUUUUUCCCUUAACUGUUAACCCCAGCUGAGCCCAUAAGCUGUCAGUUAACCAUUCUUUUCCCCCAGUGCAUCUGCUCGCUCUGGCUCUCUGUGGCGUGGCACUAUUUUAUUCAGUGGCCCCGGUUCACACUAUGCACCAUGGCCUGAAAGGGCCCAGAUCUACUUCCCUGGGCAAAUAACUAGUUCAUUUGUCUCUUCUGCCCUUUGUUUUCUGUUGCGAACACAUGUCACCAGCUCAAUUACUUUCUCUAUUAACAGCCCCUGGAGGAAGGGCUAGCCAACCCCUUGCGAGACCAGGCUAUAAACUGCCCCAUAUGCUGCACUUCUCUUCCUCUUUUUCACCGAGGCUCUCCAUCCUUUCCCCCUUUUCUCUCUUUUUCUCUCUGUCCUCCUUUCUUAUUAUCUCUUUUCUCUUUUUGACUCAUUUACUUUUUGUCCUUUGAGCGUUUUCAAACUGUGUGAACGGAUUUUUACGUCUACUCAUACAUGAACAUGUGUGCCUGUGCGUGUCUCUUCAUAUUAACAUCUCUGGUACGAACGGGAGGGGGGGGAUGAAUGCUGCGCAGAGGCAAUCCCUGGCUGAUGCGGACUGAGCGGUAAACAAGAGCGGUCUUUAUUCUUGCAGUUGGAGUCCUCUCUGGGUAUUUCUGGCCUGCAAGAGGCACUAAGGCUGCAGGUGAAGCUAAUGCAACUGGACGUCCCACAGGUUCACAUCUGUGACCUGCUGGGGUUUAUCUUCUCUGCCUGUCAGUCUCCUCUCUUGAUCGAUACAGGGUUCAGUUUAUCUUGUCAGCAGAGAUUUGAGCAUGUGUGUUAAAAGUGUGUGUGUGUGCACAAAUAUACUAGUUUUUCUAUUUGGUAAUCAUUAGGAACCUGUUGAAUCCACAUGUUGAAUAUCCCACUCCUUUAAACGGUGCUUAAUAUCACCCUUCAAACUACUUCAAAUAAAUCAUGUCCACUGUCUAAACUACUUUGUAAUGAGUUUAUUAACCUACAACUCUCUUUGUUUUGAGACCUCUGUAUCAGAGAUGAAUCUGCAGCAGCCUCAAUUUCCGCUUGAGGGAUAAUAAUCUAUCUUUAUAUUGAGACUCUUGUUGCAGCGGCGGCCAAACAGCAAGCGGUUAUGGAGCAUUUUCAGCUCCCUGGUGCUUUAGCUGCAGCGUAAAAUUUGAUUUGGGUGUUUAAGUUAGGAGGUCGAGGCCUUCCUUUGUGGGUUUAAGUAUCCUCUUCUGCUGUUUGUUGCUGGGAAUGUGUGGGAACGACGUCCUCUGAGGCCGCUUCUGCAUUGGCGAGCCCUAAAAUCAAUCCAUAGCGGUUGCGUUGAGCCUUUUUUAGAAAUGUCAAAGAUUUGGAUGCAGCAACGCGUGAAUGGAAGAGUUGUAAGGGACAGGUCCUUUUUUUUUUUAAAGAAUGACCAGCACCCCCUCACACCCCUUCCCCAGCAUCUUCCUCUUCAGGUGCCUUCAGCCUCCCAUCUCUCCAUGUCAGCCUCUUCAACCCCCCAACCCUCUCCCCUAGCUCUGUGCCCCUCAGGCCAUGGAAGGAGGGGAUGAAGGGGUGCUCCCCUGCUGUGCCCCUCCACAGCCCCCAAUGGUCCUUCUCUGGACCCCUUUUGUGCCCCCUCCCCAUCCCCUUCCUCCCACCCUUCAUUCCCCCACUCAGCCCCUGGCCCUACAGCCUCCCCUCCUCCAGCCCCCGCCUACUCCCCUGCUGGGCAGGUGACAGGCCCCUGAAUGCGGGCCCGGGCGUCCCUGAUGGCUCCUACAGAUGGAGCGUGGUAAUCGGCCCAAUAGAGCCCUGCCACAGGCUUUUCCCUGCACCAAUACAAAAGCUCGGCCACAUCACUUCCAAAAAAAAAAAAAGAAAACAAAACAAAAAAAAAAAACGGAGAAGACCAAGACAGAGAAGAGCGAGAGAGGAAGAGAGCAAAAGAGAAAACGUGAGCCAGAGGAUGACAAAAGCAGCACUGUCAUGUGCCAUUAAAGGAGAGUCUGUGACGGAGUGUUUUCUCUGUUGUAACUAAUAAUAAAAACAGGGAGGGAGAAAAAAAAGAAGAGGGACAGGGGCAGAAAUAAAGGAGCAGAAAGAGGAGAGUCCCACCCCCACCCUGCAGUUAACAUGAGUUACAGUGCCAAUGAGGAGCUUUUCCACAGAGGACUUUUAUGAGCUCUUCUCCCUCCCUUAGGAAUCUGUUUGGUUUCUGCGCUGUCAUUGGUGCUUUCUCUUUUUUACUCUUCCUCUCUUUGAAUUUGUUACUUUUACUUUUUUUGUUUCUCAUCCCUAAAAUACUGAGAAUUUAGAAAUUGUCAGUAAAAUAGGAAUCAAGUUGUGUUUUGUUCUUUUCUUCUCAUCUACCGUUUUACAAAAUUACCUCAAAUUUAUCUCAGGUCCUAACUUUUAACAAAACAGACCAGAAACUCAUCGUGCUGUGAUCGAGGAGUUUACAAGAAUCCAGCCAAUCCUCUAUGCCAGCACGGUGCCCUUGGUUCAAAUGUAAUAAAGAGCUCUUCUCGACAUCAGAGUCUAGUGUGACUGCGGUCCUCCAGCACACAGGCAUUCCCAGGGAGCAAAUCCGUGUGUAAUGCCUGGUCAGACACACACUGGCAACCAGCGCAAACAUUUCCUGCUUGGCUCCAGAGGCUCCAGAGGCGAAGGGAGAUCCCUGCUUACCCCCCCCUCUUCCAUGUCUGACUUGGCACUUUUUUAAUUAAAGCUUUAAAUCUGGAGGGCAGAGUAAGCGGUCUGGGGGAAAACAGACGAAGGCCUUCUGCUGCUUACACCUGUCUCUGCUGCUUAUUUCUUCUCUCUGUGUUUAGAAGUUGGGAGUACGUAUCGUCUGAGUGUGGAAAAGGUGCAGUGAACCCUCCUCAUGAGCUUUAAGAGGUCUCUCUGGGGUUGGAUUUGGGAGUGGAUUCCGACUCUUUCUGUCUUGUGUCCAUCUGCGUUUGGACACAUUGUCAUGGACCGCGUUCAUUGAGUGAAAGCGCAUUGCCGAGAUGUAGCAGAUGCAUGUUUUUGAGUGUGUGUGUGUAUGACUGAGAAAAAGAUGGGAGGGAUUGGAGACGUAUAUCGGGCGCACAAUAGCAGGCUGUCACGCUAGCUUGUGGAGCCUAAUCAUUAUUUAAUAGAUGGGUAACCUCCCCCCCAAAAUCUAGCAAUAGUCCUCUGUCUCUGGUCUCCAGCCUGCAUUGAUUCCCUUCUUCUGCUGAAUUAGAUCCCAAUAGCUGUCUCCCAGUUACCCACUCGCUCUCUCCUGCCCUCAACUGAACAAACAGAUUAAGAAGCACCUGCAAAAAAAAAGCACCAAGGGACCCUAUCGGUAUAACGCACAGCAUGGCUAAGACCAAGAGAGACACAGUGUCCCAGGGAAUAGAUGCCCUGGAGGGAUCUAGUCCUCUUUAAUCCAUGUUCAAGCAGCUUCUGGCGUUUGAUCCCCUUAGGAACCACUGAGGAGUUUAAGGAAAGCAGGAGGGGACACAAUUUAAAGUUGCUCAGUACCAUGUGUCGUACUCAGCAAAAUCUAUUGUCUCAGAUGUGUCUAUUGUAUCCCAGUCUUUUCAGUUUCAUUCUGUAUUAGCUUAUUGAGUGGUGGAGUAAUACAUUCCACGAUUUUUCAAUUCCAGCGAGUCAUUCGGAUGAGGGCUCGGAUGUGGACUCAGAGCCAGGCCUGCCUCUGAAGAGGAAGCAGCGCCGCAGCCGCACCACCUUCACCGCAGAGCAGCUGGAGGAGCUGGAGCGAGCCUUCGAGCGCACACACUACCCCGACAUCUACACACGAGAGGAGCUGGCUCAGCGGGCCAAGCUGACAGAGGCUCGAGUUCAGGUUGGGAACACAAAACACAGACACACUCCUUUGCCUCAUUAUAAAAGCCCUGUAGAGCACAGAAAUAUGUCCGCCUGUCAUGGCUGUAUGUCAUGUGGGUAUUAAGUUGCCUGGGGAUGAUGCCACGCAUUCCUUAGAGCCAUGAGACUUUGUCAUGUCUGACCCCUUUCCCCACAUAAACACAGACACACUGCACCCUCUGUGUUUGGGGACCGGCUCCUAUUUUUGUCUUUUUGUCAGUCUCUGCUAAAAGGAGCAGACCUCUAAAAAUAUUCCUGGUGUAGAUAGCGUUCUAAUCUAGGCUUUUACAGCUGUACCAGCCUUCUGGCGUUACCCCCUAAACCCAGUAACUCGCAGUAGCACACGGAGAUGUAAUGUGUACAGUUUCACUCCAGAUGUUCAGAUCUAUAUCAGUUCAGCUGCCUGUAAUGGUUCGGGGAGGCCUCUCACAUGUACACAAACGACCAUAUUGAGUCAUCUUAUUCUUACACGCUUGUUUCUUUUUUUACUUAAGGUAUGGUUCAGCAACAGAAGAGCAAGGUGGAGGAAGCAAGCGGGAGCCAGUCAACUGAUGGCGUUUAACCACCUCAUCCCCGGUGGUUUUCCACCCUCGGCCAUGUCAGGCCUGCAGACCUACCAGCUCUCUGACAGCCCCUACACUCCUACUUCCAUUGCUCAAGGUAGGAUCAUCUGGAAAUGUGUUAAGAAGAGGUGGAGCAAGAUGCUGAAACCAGGGCAGAGACUUUUGUAGAGGUAGCAUUGAGUAUAUGUGCAAUUAACUACUUAAACUAAUACUAUUCAAGUACUAUUCAUGUUAUAUAUAGAUUUCUUUCAACAGUUUUUAAAAUGGGCUUCCAUAUCUUUAAAAAAUCCCCCAGUAUUGUCAUUUAGUGUAGGUCAAUGUCUAAGUGGAAUAUUCUCAAAUUCUCCUAAUAUUAUUCCUCCAUUGCAGGGCUGUUCUUAGAGAAUUUAAUAUUCAUUUUAUAUUUAACAAGAAACACAUUUAACAAGACGCAACAGCUUAGUCAGAGUAAGCCAUAAAACAAAGUAUUCAAAAAACUUAAAAUAAUACAAACUGCACAAACAGUGCAUGACACAAAAAAACAUUUCAAAUUAUAUAACAUUCUCUUUAUCACUGUAAUGUAUAAAGGACAUUUAAAGACUCUUGAGGUUUUAUAUCCAGAUUCACAAUUUAAAGGACUAACAAAAAUGCUAGUAGGACAAAAGUAGCUAGCAGUAACAAAGCGAAAAUAUUUUAUUUUGAUGCCUUUGAUGAGGCAAAUAUCCUACCAUUGUAAAGGAUUUUCAGUUAGUAAAUCAGAUCAUAGAGGGGGGCAUGGCCACCACUGAUCUACUCCUGAUGUUUAAAUGUUCUUACAAAAUUAAACAAAACUUGUACGAUUUGACAUCAAAAUGAGAUUUUAAGUCGUAUGUUUUGUCCUCAACAGCAUCUGAGCAGCCCAGCACAGUCCACCGACCGCAGCCUCUGCCCCCCACCUCCGUGCACCAAACUGGGCUCAGCUCCUCAGCUGGUUCCCAAGAUGGAAGCUCUGCCUACUGCCUCUCCUCUGGACGUCAUGGUUUCUCAGGAUACUCGGACAGCUUUGUCGCCCCGACAGGACACACCAACGCUGUCAACCCCGCCAUCGGCAACAGCCUCUCACCACAGGUUUGACACCACCUCCAUUUUCCAAAGAUUGAUGAAUUUAUUUUUGAAAAGCUAAAAUUAAAAGCAAAAGCGCUCUCCUAAUACUCCCCAUGAAACAGACCUGAACCAUACUUUAUCUUAUUUAUAGAGCCCAUUGAGAGGAAAGACUUCUUUUGAAUAGGCAGAACCAGGCUACUAGGUGUGCAGCCAUCUGCCAAAACUGGAAAUAAAAGAGCGGUAUCUCUAAAACACAAAGACUCUAUGCACAUGUACAAUAUGUGUCUGUACCAAAAUAGAUAUGUACGAUCUGUCACAAACAACACACAUGCUAUUUGAACACAUGCUAUCAUACCUGCAAACAGGACCCAGUUUGACAUUCAUGGCACAUUUGAAAUGCACCAUAUGGAGUGAUAAAGAUACACACAAACACACACUCCUAGAAGGUAUCAUUGCGGUGACAUUGACGAAAACCUUGUUAGGCUGAGAAAUACGGUAGCUUUUCAUUUUUGUUUAUUCUGAUGGGUCGUUUGAUGAAUUUAAAAUGUGGCAGACAUCAGUCUCCGGGGAGUGGAAAAGGGACCGGACAUGAGGACGGAUGUAUGAAUGUCUCAUGAUGACACAAAUCAAAACUGAAAAGACAAUUAUGGUCGAUUACACAGUCAUCAGUGUCCAUCAGUGGCUCCCCAUCGGCCAAGAAGAUGGACUAACAGGCGGAAAACGAGCUUUUAACCGCCACAAAGGGUGGCAGGCCCACGUGCAAUGCAUGCUGGGUACUAAUUCCCAUGAGAGGAAAGUCUCAGGCUCCUGUCAGGCACAGAUAAAAAAAUGCCUUGGGCAGAUUUGUAACUGUUUGGAUGCCUGAGGAUGUAAAUAUAUUAAAAAGGAGAUUUUUGUUGUGGCUGCUGGGGCGCAUGGUCAGUCAGUGGUAGGUAGCGUUGCUGUCGCUUGAGGUAAAAUUCAUUUCUUUGAAAUGUGAGGUUGAGAUUCAGGCAGGAGAAACUGUCUGAUCUACCUCACAGGUAAACUUAUUUAUUUCCAUAAAACAAUUAAAGUUGAAAAGAGAGAAUGACGCAUUAGUCAUACUCCAAGCGUAUGUCCUUCAUUGUUUCAUUGCGAGCCAAAUGUGCGGAUGCUGAAUUAUCUACAGUAUGUCAGAGUCUCGACUGUAGCAUGACCGGUGUGCAGACCUCUCCUCCUGUAAUGGUGCACAUGUCUGCAGUGUGCGUUCACACACCCACAGGGUCACUGACUGACUUUACCUCCAAUAAAGAGGCCAAAGGUGCCGUGGCCUCGUGCAUGGUUUCAGCAUUAACCUCGCCGGGCCUCUCCGUACUGAACGGACAUCUCAUCUUGCGCAGGGACGGCGUGCCUGGAAUGUUUUCUCAGUCUGGAAUUGCAAUCAGAGAAUGUUCCAGUGUGUUAAUUGAUUGGAAUGAAGUAAUCGACUCCCUCGUAACUAAGUGUGUAAUAUAUGCAAAUGACUCACUUUGUUGACUAAUUUGUUUUAAUUCAUGUAUUCAUUGCAGCAGUUAAAAUGUUUAUUGAGACACCGUUUUCUCUUUUUCAGAUGGGGACAGAAUUAAUUUUCUAAUUUUAACUUCACUGAGAGGGAGGAAAUGAGAAUUGAUUAAAUUCUUUGACAUUGAUGGUUAAUACAUGAAGACCUCUCUGCACUUAGGAAACUUUACAGCUUCAAUUUCCUCCCAUAGCUACAUAGCUGGGUCUGUUUUGCGCUAAAUCCUCCCUGGAAUUAUCUGGCUAUCUGAACUCAAGAUCGCUCUAUAAAAGCUACGAUAUCUACUACUCUGUAUCCAGCAGGAGAUUCAGAGGUUCAGUCAGCUCCAGAUAUGGUCACAUUAGAGCGCCACGGAGUUUGGAUAUGGAUAAAGUUUACUUUAGAUAGGUGAUAUUCUUGUCUGGGCAGUUAGCUCUGUAUUUGUAGCUUCAAUCAGGCUGGUGGUUUUCCUGUGGUGAGGGAUCUGUGGCGUCUCACUGCUGAUAUGGUGCAUACCAGAGGAACCCUUUUCUCACCAAGGAAGCGAGCGGUUGGGAUUUGCACCCCCCCCGAGACCUAAUCCCCGGAACAACCUCAAAACAGACACCGUUGAGAACUGCUGCCGCUUCGACAGCAGACAGGGAGGGCAGAGAACCUAAACUACAGGAGUUAACAAGGAAAAUAUAUUUUUAGCAAGCAACCUGUGAACCUUAAAUUUUCACCAAUGACUUUCCACAUUUAAAACUGAUUUUAGAAGCAUUUAGGUUUGAAUACAUGUUUUUAUAGAGAUUUGAAAAGGAAAAAAAAACAAACAUAUUAGGCAUGUAUUUGCGGGUGAAAAUGUACUCAUCAUUAACGUAAUUACAAACUUUGUGUCAUAUAGACUUGUAUAUCUAACAGAAUAGAUCACAUCCUUAGCAGUUAGAUGUUUCAGUGGUAGACCGCAGUGAUGUGUUUGACAGAUGUGUGCGGUGAGAUCUCCUGACAGAGCCUCUGUAAAUUACACACAUUAAAGACACCUGAGGUCGCUUCGCUCUCAGUCGGAAAAUCACUUGUAUUUACAUCCCACAGCAUUAUUUCUUAUUCCUGCUUUUUCUUUUCUUUGAACGAUUAUUGUCUGUGUUUUGAGUUUUUCGCUGAAAUUCACUUUAUUGCAUGGACUGUAUAUCUUGUCCUGUCUUCAACCUCACUUUUCGACAUGUUCACGACUCUGCUUCUCACGCAAACCUGCGUGCAGCUGUUCACGAUGUAUUACCGAUACCCCUUCAACCCCCUGACAUCAGAGUAAAAAAUGCUUAUAUUACACACAACUGCACACACACCUACUGUUAAAUACCCCCCGUCCACACAUAGUGGUAGCUCACACACACACAUACACGCAGACACACACAUACAUAAACACACCCUGCUCCUCGUUCCCACGUACCCUUUGGCCUCUUCACCCUGGCCUCACAAGGACACGGUGAUUUUAGAGCUUCAAGAGAAAGUCAGAAAGGGAAAAGGAGACUGUAUUGUUCUAAAGGGACCUAAUAUAACUCAAGACACAAACGUAUAUGUAUAUGUAUGUGAGUUCUUUAACACAACGCUUAAUAUUUGUCCCUUUUUUAAAAUAAGCCAAAGUCUGCCUUUGCCACGUUUUUCUUUUUUGCAUCCUGUUACGGACAAAAAAAAAGUUAAUAGAAAAAGUAUGUCCAUAAAUUUAAUAGGAUAAGUGUAUCAGACCACACUGGUUAGCCAAAGGAUUGAGCUCUUUAACCAGCUCCUCCAUCAGUCGAGCAGAGUAAAGGGGAACCACAUGUGUGAGGGAAGACAGUGAUAAGUAUAUCUGGCAAGAAACAAGGAGAGAGACGACAUCACAGCCCACCCGAGUGGGGAAAAAAAACAAAAACAUAUUGGUAUGGCGUGACUUUAAAUUUGGCAUUAAGUGGCUUUGUUUGUAAAAUCUGCCCUCUUUACUAAUUUGACACUUUUGAGGUAGUAGACAAAGUCUUUACGAGUGGUUAAUGUUUCCUCUCUGUGUGUCCCCUCAGGUAAUGGGCCUGUUGAACCCCGGUGGAGUCCCACAUCAGUCCCAGAGUGACUUUGCCCUCUCCCCUCUAACUGGAGGUCUGGAACCUAACGGUGGCAUGGCUGCCAGUUGCCACGGUUCCCAGCGUCUAGAGGCUCUACCCGGCCUGACCAGUAUGCCAACCCUUCCCAGCACCCAGUCUUAUUGCCCACCUUCCUACACUACCCCAGCCUACGCCGUGGACCACCACCCAACCUACCAGUAUGGACAGUACAGUCAGAGCAAGGUAUGCUUAAAAUAAGAAAUAUUUCUGUGGUUUGAAUUGUUUUUUCACUUUCUAUCAAGAACAAUUGGAAGAACUAUGGAUUCUUAGGAAGAAGGAUAUCUCUCGAUAAGGAUAUCGAGUUUAUCUUAUGAAAAAAGACUUUGAAUUUAACUAGCCAAUACCUGAUUUAGAUAAGAUAAAAUCAGAAGAACCUUAUUUAUCCCCAAGAGAAAGUUGGAUGAUGAGGAGCUGAACCGCUCUUUUGGUUUAUUUUCUCAAACUAAGGUAAUUGCACAUUCCCCUCUGAUGAGCGUGCCUCUCAGAUCACCCUGCGUGGUGCUGAAAUUACACGAAGUCCCAGAGCUCUAGUGGCCAGGUUCCCUCAGUUUACAUUACCAUCAUCACGCUGUCCGCGUGUCCUGAUGCAGAGGCCUGUCCGUGUCUUAUUCCACGCACAUAUUUUCGCUCACUGUCCCCUCACAACCCCGUAUGAUGAGCUCGCCUGUCCGACCCACGGUGUAGCUCGCUCAGCCAUGUAAUGACCCCGGUGUAACAGAGAUAGCUGCUCAAAUGAAAGGAAAAAGCCACUUCCCAAAGCGUGUUUGACAGCAGGGAGGGGGGGACCAUAGGUCGUGGUGGUGUGUUGUUGGGGCUGAUCGAAGGUACACUUCCACAUGUUGACUGGCCCAUCAGUGGCAACAUCUUGAUGUCAUUAAUUUAGUCUGUCCUGGAAGAGACCCGCAUGUAGCUUUUGGGGGUUUUGGUGAAUUGUGUGUGUGUGUCUGUGAGCAUAUGUGUGUGUGUUUUGAAGGGGGGGUAAGGGGCUCUUUAACAGGGGGCGAUUAUGGCCCUUGGCAGGCUGGGAUUAGAACCAUGUGUCCCACUGGAGGUCAGAUUUAGAGUUGUUAUUGAUCAGCGGAGCACAGCCAGAGAUCCAGGCGGAGGCUCCGUCGACCAAACACAUGAAGUUCAAAGAAAAUCUGAGGAGAUUCCCAAAGUUCUUCACCUGUUUCUUAAGGUUUUAUUAUUUAACCUAGGACCCCAGUUUCCAUUCUCACCUGCUCUCAUCUGCUCUUAAAACACCUCCUCUUUCUGUCACCUCUUAUUUAACCUGUAUAAAAUGCACAGACUCUCUUUAACCCCCCUCUCUCUAUCCUUGCUUUCUUCAGGUGCCUUUCAUUAUAUGAAACCCCCAACACAGCCUGAACAGGAGGCUUCCCGGCCUGUCUGACAUUCAUUGCUAGAGAACAACCCCCUCUUAGUCGCUGCCUUUGCCAAACCUCUCCAGCCCUGAGGACAGCAAAAGAGAGAGAAGUUGACUGGCCGGUUGAAGGAGUUGAGGUUUUUCCUCUAGCAGGAGAAGCAGAGGAGAUGGAGGUGUACGUCGUGGUGGCAAAGGAGGGGGGUUGACUGGAAUAAUUGGGACCAAAGGCAGCAGCCUCUCCUGUUACCUGGCAAUCUUUACUUUGCUUGUGCGUCAGUUCAUGCUCAGAGGACCAAGCACGGUUCAUUGUUCACGCUUCAGGAGGAAAAGAAGAGGGGUGGGCAGUAAAUACAUUCAAGGUUCUGCAUUUGUUUCUUGUAAUGAGUGGAAGAGACUCAAGUCGGGUCGGACUUUAUGAGACCCCUCUGGUGCUUCUUCUCAUCACAGUGUCUUAAAAUAAAUUUACUGUGCAUUGACGUGACUUUGUUGAUGAAUAAGCGACUACAACAGGACAAACACACGAACAAAGGCGGAGUGGAGUCACGGUAAAACCACUGCAACCCAAAGAAAGUGCAAUACAUUCAUACCUCAUGUGACGUGAGUUGACGACAAGGAUCAAACACCCCUGACAAAACCCUCAAAGUUAUGCUCUCUGUUUUUUUUAAUCUCAUUCAUUUUUAGGUUGUAUGCAUUGCUGAAUCAGGGGAAAUCAUCAAGAUAAAAAAAAAAAAUAGUAAAGGUAGCUGUGAUGUCAUUAAGCCAAAAAAAAAAUCUCUACCAGUGCAUACAUGGUUCAUUUUGACUGUUAUUUUCUGUUUGUUUGCAUGUACUGUAUUAAAUUAGUUUUCAGCCGGAACUUGCAAAAUCGGUUCCAUUUCUUAUUUAUUUAGUGUUCAGUUGUAUGUCUCUUCCCUGCCCUAGUAAGUCUUACAAAAUGUUCAAAAUACAUGUCUUUUUUUUGUAUAAUUUUUCAUUUACAUUGCAUAAAAGGAUUUUGUUGUAAUAAGUUUUGUGUACAAUACAGCACUAUUUACUAUUUAUAAUAAACUGUGUAAAAAUCCAGAAAACUGCA
Messenger RNA from Xyrichtys novacula (pearly razorfish), 19021 nucleotides. Lineage: Eukaryota; Metazoa; Chordata; Actinopteri; Labriformes; Labridae. The record is from the annotation of a GenBank genome assembly.